Brassicogethes aeneus is the source of this 411-nucleotide messenger RNA. The record is from the annotation of a GenBank genome assembly. Lineage: Eukaryota; Metazoa; Arthropoda; Insecta; Coleoptera; Nitidulidae.
AUGCCGAAUACACGUAAAAACAUUGAAUGUGAGGUGUUUGGAGCACCAACAGAACUUAAGUACAAUAUUCUUUCGACUUACGGUGAUGUAAUGGGAGCGUAUUUGUGGUACAGACAAAUAGUUAAAGACGAUAAUAAUGGCAAAGACCCGAGUGUAAGUGAAGUCUCUAAAAAAGUUAUAUCUGCAUUGAAAAACAUUUGGGAAAAUGCUUCUUUACAAAUGGUAGAAGAAAAUUUGUCUCUGUCUGAAAGUUCGUCAACAAGCGAGAUUCGAGGAGUGAAUUUCAGAAAUUUGGCAGAGGCUUGCGAUCGAACUGGAGUUUUCGAUAGAUGUGCUUCCUUUUUGGCGAAUGCCGUCUUGCAAGAUCUCGGCUCGGCGUUGUCAGUAGGAACGACCCUUCAAAACUUUUAA